Molecule: messenger RNA, 1389 nt
Organism: Melanaphis sacchari
Lineage: Eukaryota; Metazoa; Arthropoda; Insecta; Hemiptera; Aphididae
Product: astacin-like
Exons: 7
Coding region: 434-1366 (310 amino acids)
Biological process (GO): proteolysis
Molecular function (GO): zinc ion binding; metalloendopeptidase activity
Source: RefSeq, a predicted model, not a curated record
UCUAACGAGCCCGUUAGUAGUCUUCCGUCUUCCGACCGUUCCGUCUCGCGCGCGCGUCUAGAUACACUCACCGCACGCACGGGUCGUUGCCGCCGCCGCCGCCGCCGCCACCGCUCGCGUAAUAACUUUAAAUCGAUAAUAUUAUUCUAUAACAAAAUAUCAUUACAAUACCUUACAGCACUUAACAGUAAAUACAUAACACCAUAACAUACCUAAUAUAUUUGUGUACGCAUAUAUCGGCGGUUCACCGCCCGCCGCAGUGAUGCUGCACGGCCGCGCCGGACCUCCUCGCGCCGCCCUGCAGAGACGACGGUAGAGUGCCGCGCCGAAGACCAUUCGUUUGCACACAGGAAGCACCCGCAUUAUAACUAUAUAGAGGUACUUCCGCGCCCGAAAUUGCAUGUAGGGACGACGACGGCGACAAUCGUGUAACAUGUGCCGGCUACUGUUGAUGGGGGCGCUGCUGCAGCUGUUGACCGGAACAGUCGUCCAGUGCAGGAACAUCAAUCUGAUAUUGCCCAGCGUUCCGGACCGUCUACACCCCCCGGUGCCGUCCUCCCAAGCCGGAUACAUAAAAGGAGAUGUGGAUGAUCUCCUAUCCGUGGAGGAUAUCGAUCCAGAGGUAUCGCCGGGCUUGUUUCAAGGUGAUAUGGCGAUGAACAACGAAAUUUUCGAUUAUUGGCGGGUCGGCCUGCGAUGGGACAUUUUCCCGGAGAAACUUUGGCUUAACCGCACCGUACCAUAUUUGAUCAGUCCACUUUAUGAAACCGAACACCGAAUACUGAUAUACCAAGCCAUCAGGACGAUCAAUUUUAUGACUUGCGUCAAAUUCGUGCCGUGGACCGGCAAAGAAAAGGAUUAUUUAUUGAUAUGGCCAGUGAAAUAUCCUUCUGGGUGUUGGUCGUACGUGGGCCGUUACGGGGGACCGCAAGUUGUGUCUCUGCAGCCUCCAGAUGACACUGGAGCCAAUUGCUUAGGUACCGACGGACGACCUAUUCACGAAUUAUUACACGCUUUAGGCAUUUUCCACGAGCAAUCUAGAUCAGACCGCGAUAAAUUUGUUAAGAUUAAUUUUGAAAACGUUAUACCACAAUAUCGUUCUAAUUUUGAUAAACAAAGUUUGAAAAACACCACGUAUCAGUUUGAAUAUGAUUACGACAGUGUUAUGCACUAUGGCAAAAACUUUUUCAGUGUUGGUAAAGGAAAGCAAACCAUUGUGCCAAAGUUUGAAGGUAAAACAAUCGGUCAAAGAAAAAUGAUGAGCAAAACAGACUGCUUGAAAAUAAACGAUUUGUAUGGAUGUCUAGGGACUCCUCCAAAUUACAAUUAUAAAUAUUACACAUUAUGUAAUUAUAUGGGUCUUUAAUUGGCAAAUGUAUUUAAAAACUA